Messenger RNA from Chinchilla lanigera (long-tailed chinchilla), 2758 nucleotides. It is a transcript of the gene Cenpa, whose product is annotated as centromere protein A. The transcript is spliced from 5 exons. Lineage: Eukaryota; Metazoa; Chordata; Mammalia; Rodentia; Chinchillidae. Gene Ontology annotation, cellular component: nucleosome. The coding region runs from base 176 to 583 and encodes 135 amino acids. Gene Ontology annotation, molecular function: protein heterodimerization activity; DNA binding; structural constituent of chromatin. The record is from RefSeq and is a predicted model, not a curated record.
CGGGCCUGAAGGAGGCGGGGCGGGAGAUUUGAACGGAAGGCGGCACGGAGGGCGGCGGAGCACCGGCUCCCCCGAGACACGCUUUCCGCCGUCCGCCCCGUGGGCCUUCAGGCCCCAGGACCGGGAGGCCGGGUCGGAGCCGUGGGGCCGCUCGCCAGACCCUCCGCGGGCCACCAUGGGGCCGCGCCGGAGCCGCAAGCCAGAAACCCCGAGAAGGCGAACCACGACCCCGACCCGCGGGCCGCCCCGGCCGAGCGCCUCAGGUGCCGCCUCCCGUUCACGUUUUCGGCGGUUUGUCUGGCUCCGAGAGAUGCGAAAGCUGCAGAAGAGCACAGAUCUCUUGCUGAGGAAGGCGCCCUUCAGCCGCGUGGUAAGAGAAAUAUGUGCUAAAUUCACCCGCGGUGUGGACUUCAGCUGGCAAGCGCAGGCCCUGCUGGCCCUUCAGGAGGCCGCAGAAGCGUUUUUAGUUCACCUCUUCGAGGAUGCCUACCUCCUCUCCUUACAUGCUGGCCGAGUCACUUUGUUCCCCAAGGAUGUGCAGCUGGCCAGGAGGAUCCGAGGCAUUGAGGAAGGACUCGGCUGAGGACCUGCUGCAGUCUCCAGAAGUCCUUCCUGAUCAGCAGAGAUCCUUGCAGGCAUUUCCCAGUCUUUUGAAUCCUGCUCACCGUGGGAUUCUCACCCCUCCACAUCCAACCAGCCCAGAGGCAUCACAGCGCCACCGCCAGGCAAGGCUGGGAACUGGGACUAGGCACACCACAGGCACCACUCUUCCCCACCGUGUAUGUGGAGUCUGCGGCUUCGUCUGGAACCCUGAGAAGGUGCCCAGUUCUGAGCCAGGUUAUAAGUACUUGAACAUCUCAAAGGCACAUGCUGUGCCCUCGGAGAGCACCUAGGAGGUAGGUGGACCCCCUCGUCCAGAAUCCACAUUAGAAGGAAAUGGCUCCCCUGCCUGCAAGAAGGCCCUGCCUCCGACCGACGAGAUGGACGAGCUGUAAAGCCCACCAGGGUGUUUGGCUCAUGGAUCCUCCAAGACUAGGAGAUGCAACAGAGCUAGUGUCCUUCAAAAGUCAUCAGCAGUGGCCACUGAGACCUGAGAGUCAACGGGCAGACAGACACCUGGGGGAGCUAGGCCCAGUAGGAACACUAGGUUCUGACACAGUAUUAAUCCCUAAAGGUAAACAAUCCGGAUUUUACACUCCCUGCCCCUUAGCAGUUAAUCCUGCAUGAGAAAAACCACCCAUGAGCCAAAGAGCGUUUACAGUGCACAUGAAUCCCGGGCCUCCAACCAGGAGAGGGCGCCACCGCACACCUGAGGAGGCCCAGAGUGGGAGCUGCUAGAUGCGGCGACUGACUUCCGAGGGCAGAUGCCAAGGUCAGUGGUCUGCAGCUGGGCGGUAACGCCUCCUAGAAGAGGCGUUACCCCAGAGCCCCAUUUUCAUGGUCCUGGAAGGAGCCAGUCACAAUUAUGUGACAAAGGGACCACAGUGCCACUCUUCACACAGGAGCUAGGUGACGACUGUAUACUGGGGAAUCUAAAUUUAGUAAAAGCAGAAUUUUAGAAUCUUAGCAGUGGGCCCUUCAGGUCCACUCUGCUCUGGAUUUUGUAUUAAAAAUGAACAGACUGACCCCCGAGACAGAAAGGGGCUUUUCUUGAGCCACAGCUGGCUGGAGAGCCACCCAGCUGGACCCCAGAGGGUCUUUUCUGCUGUCUUGCCAUCCCAACUGCUAGCCCAGGUAUCAGCUUAGAGUAAACGCCUAUUGACUGGGCAGAUGAGGUGAGGGAAUGGAUGAGUGGUGGCCGGAACACACGUUGUCCAAAGGACAUUGGAGGUGUUGAGGUUCCAAAUGGGCAUCUGUCAGCCUCUGGAAACCCUAUGUAGUCCCAAAGGUCUAAAGUUGGCAGUUUUGUUUCAAAUGCAGGCUAUUCAGAACCCAAGUAACCAAGAGAAUCUUGGGGAGAUGGGAGUCAAUAGCAAUACUUACUUUUUGUUCCCAUGGUCAAGCCCAGAUUAUAGUGUGGAAGAAAGAAAUGCUGUCAAGUGGUCUUCUCGUGAACAAUAUCAACAGAAAGCAGACAAAGCACUCACAGCCUUGCUUCUCUCCUCCCAUCACUUCCUACUCUGUAUCUCCAUGAAGUUUCCUUUAAGCCACCCACCCCUUCUGCCCUCCACAGGUACAACUCCAGGGAGUUCUAUGCUUCUUUCCCAUUUGUGAUUGCGAUACUGUUGUGUGAGUACUUUAGAGAUGUCUGCAUCUCCACUGGAUUAAGAAGGGCCCUUAGCUCAUCACCUCAUUCAUGGGCUUCCUCAGAGUUCACUUGGACACCGAUGCUCUCUGGCUGGGCCUUGAACCAGCUCAGUAGAGUCCACAGUAGACAGUGGGUGGGAUUCUGAAGCUUCCCAGCUGGGGAAGGCAGACACAUAGUCCACAGGUGAACCCAUCAAGUGAGUUGAACUAAUCCUAAGAAAGACAAUCAGAAACAUUAUAGAAAUGGCACUCAGAGAGUACCAAAUGCAGCUCCAUCCAGCAGGAGCCAGAGAAGUCACAGGGGGGCUCUCACUGUGCUUUCACCAACUUCCAGAUGCCACUCACCCCUACUCAGCCAAAGGUGUCAGUGUGGACACCCUGUGAUCCUCUUCCAUGCAGUCAGGGAUCAGAGUAGAAGGCAGAUGAUCAUACACCACUGAUGCCAGUGCAGACCAUGGAGAGAGAAAGGAUAGUGAUUCAGUCUAAGUAAAAAUAAACCAUCCUGGGGCAU